CGUAUGGCAGCAGGUAGGCGUGGACGUAUCUGCCAUUUCCAAGUGCGACAACCACCCCGUCGAAAAGGCCCAGCUGCCGUUGGUCCGGACCACGUUGCUCCUCUCCAUACCACCAUACCCCUCUCUCCUCUGCACUUCUCGGGCGGUUCACAAAAACGGGUCCGAGCGUCACCGGUUGCAGUCAGUUAUUAACGAGCGCUACUCCCGGCAGCAACACAGCAGCAGCAGCAGCAGCAGCAACAGCAGAAGCAGCAGCAGCAGCCACGUACCCUCAGCAGCACAAGUCACUCAACAAAAUACAGUGAGAGAGGGAGAGAGGGAUAUACCAAAGAAAGAGAUAGACAGAGAAGAGAGAAACACACACACACACAUCAUCGGUUUUCGACUCGUUUUUCCCCUGUGGUCGAUAUUUUCAACAUUUUGAGUCGGAGAGCGGCCAACGGCAAUCGAAUUCAGUUUGUGUCGAGACGUUGUCGGUGGAACGUCGCAAUCCAUAAGAGCGCUACAUCCCACAGAUACAAAUUUACGCAGAUACGCAGAUACAAGAUACACAAGUGCCAAAGCAACCAAGUGCAGUUUUGACAAAGAAAAUAGAAAAGAUUAUUAUCUACCAAAUAUAACCAAAAAUAAAAGAAAACCAGACAACAAGUGCAAUGUCUUCCACAUCGGCAUCGCCCAUCAGCAACAUAACCGUGGACGACGAGCUCAACUUAAGCGGAGAACAAGACUUUGCUGAGGAGGAUUUCAUAGUGAUCAAGGAGGAGCGCGAAACGAGUCUCUCCCCAAUGCUAACGCCACCGCACACGCCCACCGAGGAGCCGCUGCGGCGAGUCCAUCCUGCAAUCAAUGAGGAGGCGGUGGCCACCCAGUUGCAUAUGCGACACAUGGCCCACAACCAGCAACAGCAGCAGCAGCAACAACAACAGCAGCAGCAGCAGCAACAUCGCCUCUGGUUGCAAAUGCAACAACAGCAGGCGCAGCAACAGCAACAUCCGGCUCAGUAUCCAGUUUAUCCCGGCAGCCCCGCCGAUCCCGUGGCAGUGCAUCAACAACUGGUGAACCAUUGGAUCCGCAAUGCAGCUCUCUACCAACAGCAGCAGCAGCAGCAGCAACAGCAACAACAACAGCAGCACCCACACCACGGACACCAUGGCCAUCAUCAUGGACAUCCCCAUCAUCCCCAUCAUCCACAUCAUCCUCAUCAUGUUCGUCCCUAUCCCGCCGGUCUUCAUGGUCUCCAUGCCGCCGUAGUGGGUCGCCACUUUGGAGCAAUGCCUGGCCUGAAGCUGAGUGGCUCCAGUGGAGCACCAAGUGGAGCGGGAACUGGCAGCAGUCGGCCAAAGAAGCAGUUCAUCUGCAAAUACUGCAACAGGCAGUUCACCAAGUCCUACAACCUCCUGAUUCACGAGAGAACCCACACCGAUGAGCGUCCCUACUCCUGCGACAUCUGUGGCAAGGCUUUUCGGCGGCAGGAUCACCUCCGGGAUCACCGCUACAUUCACUCCAAGGACAAGCCCUUCAAGUGCAGCGAUUGCGGCAAGGGUUUCUGUCAGUCGCGAACUCUGGCCGUGCACAAGGUGACCCACUUGGAGGAGGGUCCCCACAAGUGCCCCAUCUGCCAAAGGAGCUUCAAUCAGAGGGCCAACCUGAAGAGUCACCUGCAGAGUCACAGCGAGCAGAGCACCAAGGAGAUGGCUUCCACAGCCAGCAGUCACAAUGUGCCAAGCCAGGCAUUGAGCUCGCCUCAACCUGAGAACUUGGCACAACAGCAUCUGCCCGUCCUGGAUCUCUCCUCGUCCUCAUCCACCUCCUCUACCUCUGUCUCCGUCUCCGUCACCGUCUCCGAGAAGCCCAAGAGAAUGCUGGGCUUCACCAUUGACGAGAUCAUGAGCAGAUAGAUUGAUAGGACAGCAACGAGUCACAACACAACCUGGUUUCUGUUGAUAGAGAUUCAGAGAGAGAAUCGACCGACGCCGCCAGGCAUGGGAAAUGCCUGGAAUGGAAAACCGAGUCCAAAAGCUGGCCAAAGGUGGAAACCGCUAAAGCCUCGCCAGCAGCACAAUGCGCAGCGCCCCAGUGAGCCGACGUAGAAGAAGCUGUAGUCAAACAGUCAUCCUCCGUGCAAUUGAUCAUUGCAUUAAAAGAAUAGAAGAAAAACUAAACGAAUGCCAAAGUCCAAAUAGCAGAGGGAAAACCCUGAUGAAAAUCCAGGGAGAAAUGAAAGAAAGUAUCCUACACAAGAAAGACAAACAACUAAACAAAAAAACAAUUCCAAAACACACAC
Messenger RNA from Drosophila serrata, 2284 nucleotides. It is a transcript of the gene odd, whose product is annotated as odd skipped. Gene Ontology annotation, cellular component: nucleus. Gene Ontology annotation, molecular function: DNA-binding transcription factor activity, RNA polymerase II-specific; RNA polymerase II transcription regulatory region sequence-specific DNA binding. Gene Ontology annotation, biological process: embryonic pattern specification; embryo development; regulation of transcription by RNA polymerase II. NCBI's taxonomy places the organism in Eukaryota, Metazoa, Arthropoda, Insecta, Diptera, Drosophilidae. The record is from RefSeq and is a predicted model, not a curated record.